Molecule: messenger RNA, 1303 nt
Organism: Choloepus didactylus (southern two-toed sloth)
Lineage: Eukaryota; Metazoa; Chordata; Mammalia; Pilosa; Megalonychidae
Gene: EIF5A
Product: eukaryotic translation initiation factor 5A
Exons: 6
Coding region: 177-641 (154 amino acids)
Biological process (GO): positive regulation of translational elongation; positive regulation of translational termination
Molecular function (GO): RNA binding; translation elongation factor activity; ribosome binding
Source: RefSeq, a predicted model, not a curated record
UAGGGCUGCUUGGUUGGUCAGUGGGGAGUCGGCGCCUGCGUAGUAAGACCCGUGUGCAGCAGCGGCGGCGGCGGUAGAGGCGGCGGCGGCAGGCUCCGAGGCAGCGGUUGGGCUCGUCGCGAGCGGACGGGGUCGAGCCAGUGCGUUCGCGCGAGUUGGAAUUGAAGCCUCUUAAGAUGGCAGAUGAUUUGGACUUCGAGACAGGAGAUGCAGGGGCCUCAGCCACCUUCCCAAUGCAGUGCUCAGCAUUACGUAAGAAUGGCUUUGUGGUGCUCAAAGGCCGGCCAUGUAAGAUCGUCGAGAUGUCAACUUCCAAGACUGGCAAGCAUGGCCACGCCAAGGUGCAUCUGGUUGGUAUCGACAUCUUUACUGGGAAGAAAUAUGAAGAUAUUUGCCCAUCAACUCAUAAUAUGGAUGUCCCCAACAUCAAAAGGAAUGAUUUCCAGCUGAUUGGCAUCCAGGAUGGGUAUCUAUCACUGCUCCAGGAUAGCGGGGAGGUGCGGGAGGACCUUCGUCUGCCUGAGGGAGACCUCGGCAAGGAGAUUGAACAGAAGUACGACUGCGGAGAAGAGAUCCUGAUCACGGUGCUGUCAGCUAUGACAGAGGAGGCAGCUGUUGCAAUCAAGGCCAUGGCAAAAUAACUGGCUCCCAGGGUGGCGGUGGUGGCAGCAGUGAUCCUGGAGCCUGCAGAGGCCCCCUCCCCCAGCCUGGCCCAGCUCUGGCCCGGCCCUUGGCUGGAUUUCCUCCUACACGAUUUAUUUGACGUUUUAUUUUGGUUUUUCUCUCUCCCCAUCCCUGCCCCCCCAAUCUGUCGGGGAUGCCCUGCCCUUCACCCUGCUCCCUUGGCCAGGAGUGAGCCAUGGUGAAGCUGCCCCCCUCUUCACCCCCCCGCACUACAGCCCUGGUGGGGGAGAGGGGGCGGGUACUGCUUGUGGUUUAGGUUUGGUUUUGUUUUUUUCUUUUUCUUUUUGUUUUUUUUUUUAAAUUCAAUUUGGAAUCAGAAAGCUGUGGAUUCUAGCAAAUGGUCCUUGUACCCUUCUACUUAUCCCUGGUCUGGUCCCCUGUCUCCAAAGCCCUUUACCCCAAGCACCACCCCCACAGACUGGGGACCAGCCCCCUCCCCUGCCUAUGUCUCUCCCCAAACCCCUUUAGAUAGGGAAGAGGAGGAGAGGGGAGGGGACUGCCCCCUCCUCAGGCAUCUGGGAGGGCCCUGCCUCCAUGGGCUUCACCCUUUCCUGCGGGCUCUCUCCCCGACACAUUUGUUAAAAUCAAACCUGAAUAAAAACUACAAGUUUAAUAUGAA